GAUGAAGAAGACGAAGAAGAAGUUGAAGAAGAAGAAUUAGAAAGGUGACAAGAUGGCUACGGAACCAAACAAGAAUGAAAUUAUGACAAUUUUUAAGAAAUUAAGAUCCAUACCAACAAAUAAGGCAUGCUUUGACUGCGCAGCCAAGAAUCCCAGCUGGGCUAGUAUACCAUACGGAGUGUUCUUGUGCAUCGACUGCUCUGGCAUCCAUCGAUCUCUUGGAGUACACUUAAGCUUCAUCAGAUCUACUGAACUGGACUCUAACUGGAACUGGUUUCAGCUGAGAUGUAUGCAAGUAGGAGGCAAUGCUAAUGCAGCAGCAUUCUUUAACCAGCAUGGUUGCUCCAUCAACGAAACCAAUUCCAAAUACAGCAGUCGUGCUGCCCAGAUGUACCGAGAGAAGAUCAGACAUCAUGCCAAUGCUGCCCUGUCUAAAUAUGGUUCAGAUUUGUGGAUUGAUUCCCCGGGAGUGAUUGGCCAGUCAGUGGCUCCUGAGAAGAAAGAAACAGAUUUCUUUGCCGAGCACACUCAGUCGGUGAACAGUUGGGAUAUGGAGUCCCCCUCCCUCGGAGAGCAGAACGUGCUGCUAGAGGAGCGCUCCCAGCCCCCCGACUGCUGCCUCUCACAAUCGGAGGGUCCUAACAUUGAGGGACUGAGUUUGUCACCCAAGCAAGCCGGCGAUGUGAAACCCUCCAUUAUUGGGAAGAAGAAACCGACCACGGCUAAGAAAGGGCUGGGGGCCAGGAAGGGACUGGGGGCCCAGAAGGUGAGCAGUUCCAGCUUCUCCCAGGUGGAGCAGCAGGCGCUGGAGGCUGAGAAGAUGAAGGAGGAGCGGGCGGAGGAGGCCAAGAAGCAGGCUGAGGAGUCCAUUGUAGCAUCAAUGCGGUUGGCCUACAAGGAACUGGAAAUUGACAGAAAGAUGGAGGAUAAGAAGAUGAGCAACCUGGAGGGGAGGAAGCGAGAGCAGGCGGAAAGGCUGGGCAUGGGAUUUGGCAACAGAAGUGCCGUCUCCCACUCAGUGAUGUCGGAGAUGCAAGUGAUCGAGCAGGAGACUCCUGUCGGGGCCAAGUCCUCUCCUCGCUCCAAACUGGACAUGUUCGAUGAGCCCGGCUUCACAUGUGGACCCCCUAAGUACAAGGAUAACCCAUUCACCACCGGGGACAGUUUUGGGACCCGGUGGGAUGCCGAGGGAGGGACUGCCUCCUUCACCUCGUCUUGGGCGCUUGAGAAAGUGGAGCCUAAAGAGGAAGUCACCAUCUCCAGCAUCCAGCCCAUUGGAGAGAGACUGCCCAGCCGUCGCAAGGCCGAGGCGAGCGUGUCCGUAGCAGAGUCCAGUGAAGCCAGGCAGAAGUUUGCCAACGCCAAGGCCAUCUCCUCAGACAUGUUCUUUGGACGUGAGAGCAAUGCAGAGUAUGAUGCAAAGACACGCUUGGAAGGUAUGUCAGGCAGCACAUCAAUCAGCUCUGCUGACCUGUUUGGAGAGAGCACUGAUCGCACAGGCGUGUCUGGCUUUGACAGUGUCCUACCCACCAGCCCUGACAUCGCCCAGUUCAAACAGGGCGUAAAGACGGUGGCUGGCAAGAUGGCAGUGCUCGCCAACGGAGUCAUGAACACCAUCCAGGAUCGUUACGGCUCCUACUGAUCAGCCCUGGAGGAUCAGCCACUGUGUUGUCUCGGAGAAAUGACUACUGCUAAGUGUUCUGCAGUCUGCCGUGUGUGAGAAGAGUCUCCCUGUGUUCCUUCACCUGUAGAAAGCAACAAUCAGACAGUAUUUAUUUUUCUCUGAAGUACAGCACCAGGAUUCCGGUUUUAACCUGUAUGUUAUCCUGUUUUUGGUCAACAAUUUCACAGAUUCCGAAUUAGAUUCAAGUGAUAAAAUCAAACUGACAUAUGAUACAAUUUUAUGGAUGACUCUAAAUUGAAGACGUGUUAUUUUGGAAACACUGAAACAUCACUCAUUAGCAAUUAUAAUUCAUUUUUUGCGGUGAUGGGAUGAUUUUAUAACAUACUAAAGCUCAAUUACAUUUUCUCCCAUUUAAUUUGCGUUCAGUACUUGCUGAUAUUAACAGUUUUUUGGUAUCCAAUUUCAAUUGAGGUAAAAAAAAAUAUAUAGUAAACUAAAUACAAUCAUUUUAAAUUGUGUGUAACUGCUUAUUCGGUUUACAAUAAGAGUGUGUCUUAGUGUCCUGACUAACAGGCUGCUGUGUGUAUGGGCGUCCAAGGAUGCGCAUUCAGCAUGUUGCCAAAUAUACAACUUUGUCCAUCACCUUAUUGGCUUCCUGUCAAAAGCAAACUGCAACAAAUUGAGUUGCUUCUAACAUGGCCAAAGAUGUUGAGGAUCAUUCUUGUGAUCAUUCUGGAAGAUUACUUGUAUAUUUUCAUGAAACGUUUGGUAAGAACACUGCUAGUGUUUGAAGGACAGAGUGCAGGGGGGAAGCCAAGACAACAAGACUGAUGCGUUCUGCAGUGUGGCAUCAGUCUUGUUGUCUCAGUGUGUGUGUGUGUGUAUAUUGGACCCACUAGUUGUUGUCAUAGUUCAUGAAGGGUUUGGGUUACCUAGCUGUAUCGCAUCCAUUGAUCCGAUAUUUAACUAAUGUUGUCAUAAAUUCACUAAAUUGGCACAAAAAAAACUUACUUGUUGGAACUAGUUUUGUGAAGAAGAAAUUGUCAAAAUACACUUACUAUUUUGACCUGUGGAAUCAGCAAAUACUCCAUAGGAUUACAUGAAACCAGUUUAAUAAUGGUCCGUAUGUCUAAGUUUGAUCAAGUCAAUCAAAGGCUACCCUCUACACAGGCUGGGUCCAUGAGACAUUUAUGUACAGGAGAUUUCUAUAAAAUGUCAGUCUCAGAAUUAGCUUUAUUUGCCAUGCAAUUCACACAAACAAGGAAUUUACUGUGGAAUGAAUUAGCAUACGAUGAACAUACAGUAUGAUCUGGCCCUGACCAGGGGUGUUAAGCUGAUGUUUGAGCACGUGCUCAUGUAUUUAAAAAGAAAUGUCAGUUCUACAGGUGAAAACGUCAACCACAGUACCACAAAUGUUUUUUUUUUCUUGUUCACAUCCAUGUUUUUAUAUAAACAAGUUAUUGCCCAGCUGCCUGUGAUCGAAUAAAUAUUUCGACAUUACAACAAAGCCAUGUUGGGACUGUGGGAAAGACGGGUGAUCUGUCUGGGCAGAGUCAUCUUCUGCUUUAGGUUUACUCUCCUGAUUCAAAACCAUUAAGUUAAAUUUUUCCUCAUUCUGUUGUUUGCCGUGUGGCUUGAUUUUACCCACCUAAUUAAGGUAGUCAUUUUUAAAAUUAGUUUUAACAUUUGAAACUUGAAAUGUUUUAGUUGAUGUGAAUUGUGGUGGAUCAAAUGUUAUAAAGAGGCAUAUUUAUCUGUAA
Molecule: messenger RNA, 3384 nt
Organism: Hypomesus transpacificus
Lineage: Eukaryota; Metazoa; Chordata; Actinopteri; Osmeriformes; Osmeridae
Gene: arfgap2
Product: ADP-ribosylation factor GTPase activating protein 2
Exons: 16
Coding region: 53-1642 (529 amino acids)
Biological process (GO): COPI coating of Golgi vesicle
Molecular function (GO): GTPase activator activity
Source: RefSeq, a predicted model, not a curated record